AGACUUGUCAUAAAGGUCUUGAGAUACCAGGCGAUAAACUCAAAAAAACUGAUAAUAAUUUGUUAUUAUUAUUUGUUAUCAUAUAUGUUACGAAUAAUACGGUUUAGACUUUAGAAGCGUAACCAUGAUGGUAAAUCAUGAAAGAAAUAAAAUUAAUUACAAGCAGAUUUGCUGUACAUGUCUCAGUGAAAAUAGAAUAAAUUAUACAUUAAUGCAAAUAAUUGAUGGCGUGAAUAUUUUAUACAAUUUACUAUCUAUCAAUCGAGAUGCCUAUAGAGAUACAUUUACAAAAGAUGUAGCAAAGUUACAUGUGUGUUGGGAGUGCAGAGCAGUGAUAUGGAAGAUUAUUAAAUUUAAGAGACAACUCUGCAAAGCCAAAAAGUGGCUAGAUUCAGUAAGCAGUGAUCACAUUGCUAUUGAAAAGCCUAGAAAUACCCUGUCUCAAUUAUCCACAUAUAGUGAAAAUACAAAUUAUAUUGAAAAUUUUGAAGUAGAAACACAACAAUUAGGUGAUUUUGUUAAAGUUUCAGAAGAGCUACCAAUCUACAAUUCUAAAGCUCAACUAGAAAAUAAUAACAUUUCAAACACAACUAAACUGGUUGAUAUUAAAACUGAGGAUGUCAAAUUGGAACCAAAUUCAAUACCAGUGAUAAAUGAGGAGAAUAAAGAAUUCUAUACAAUAAUUAAGACACAUAGAAACGAAAUUGAUCUUGAGAAAAGAAAGAAACUGUUACACAUAAAUGGUAAUGGAAUUCUAUGCCAUGUUUGUGUCCAAAAGUUUAAGGAUAACAAGUCUUUGAGGCAACAUAUUCAGAAUACGCAUACUCAGAGAAAGAACUAUUUACAGUGUGAUGGAUGUAAUAAUUAUAUAAAGAAAUCCUUAUUUAAUGAACACAACGAUGACCAUAACCAGUAUUAUAGAUGCCAAUUAUGCAGUGAAAUUUUGUUUUUAAAGAAAUUAGUGAAACAGCAUUUAAAAGUUGUACAUAAAAAGGAACCAGCUGAGUUUUAUGUGCGGAAGACACCUUUUGUGAAAAAUCCCGGUUCGAAGCCAAGACUUUAUCCGGCUUUAAAAGAUGUGGAAACGUCUCGCGGCUUUGCUUGUCCCGAAUGUAGCGAAUAUUUUUUGACUAAAAGGCUGAGAUACAAUCACAUACAAAAAAGACACCGAAAAGGGUUUAGAUGUGGCGUUUGCUUCAAAGUGUUCAGUUUUAAGGCUCACCUCAAUAAACACCAGUUAUUACAUACAAAAUUAGUUCAAGAUCGCAAACCGUGCUCAAAAUGUGGGAAAUCAAUUUGCUUAAAAUCAAUGGCUACCCAUAUGCAGCAUCACGCUGAAAGAUCUCGCGAAUUGGAGUGCGUGCCUUGCGGGAAAACAUUCAAGUCUCAUGCUACAUAUGAUCACCAUCUGAAGUACACAAAGGCUCAUGCGACAAUGGAUAUAUACAAAUAUAAAUGCGAUCAUUGUGGCAAAGCUUAUAGGAGUAAAGUGGAAGUAUCGGACCACAUUCACUAUACGCACAUGGGCAAAACUCAACACGCGUGUCCGUUAUGUAAUAAGCCAGUCCCAACGAAGAAGAGUAUAGCACAUCAUAUGAGAAAAUGGCACAACUCGAACAAAACUGACCCCGCCAAAAAAGAAAUGUGUCAAAUAUGCGGUCAAAUGUUUGGGUGCAAGAAAAUACUCAGAGAACAUAUUAUGAGACAUACUGGCGAGCGACCUCUAUCUUGUAAGAUCUGUGGCAACACAUUUAGACAGAAGGCUUCGUUAUACACUCACAAGCGACUAGUGCAUAAGAUAUUAUUUCCUAAGAAAAAGCAUAUCUCUCUUAUUACAUAAAAAAAGAUAUAUUUUGAACCUAUUUAUGAAAUUUUACGGUUGUAACGAAGUGUGUUAAUGCCUCUAAUAAAUGUUCAAAUAUAA
This is a messenger RNA of Pieris rapae (cabbage white), 1924 nucleotides long. RefSeq names its product zinc finger protein 2. Gene Ontology annotation, cellular component: nucleus. Gene Ontology annotation, biological process: regulation of transcription by RNA polymerase II. Gene Ontology annotation, molecular function: RNA polymerase II transcription regulatory region sequence-specific DNA binding; DNA-binding transcription factor activity, RNA polymerase II-specific. Lineage: Eukaryota; Metazoa; Arthropoda; Insecta; Lepidoptera; Pieridae. The transcript is spliced from 10 exons. The record is from RefSeq and is a predicted model, not a curated record. The coding region runs from base 125 to 1840 and encodes 571 amino acids.